Molecule: messenger RNA, 1134 nt
Organism: Ipomoea triloba (trilobed morning glory)
Lineage: Eukaryota; Viridiplantae; Streptophyta; Magnoliopsida; Solanales; Convolvulaceae
Product: triacylglycerol lipase 2-like
Exons: 9
Coding region: 1-1134 (377 amino acids)
Source: RefSeq, a predicted model, not a curated record
AUGGCAGCGCUUUUACUUUGCAGUGACUGCUUUGCUGCAAAAAUAUUGGUCACUUCUAAAUACAGAGCCAGCAGCGCAUUCCUUCCUGCUUUCAAAUUGAAUGUCCAAAUCACAUCGUCCUUGACUGGUCCAAUAACUGUGGAUGACGUUAUAUAUGAACAAACUGAUGAGAAUAUCAGCUGUCUGUUUCAAUCAGAUAAUGUGAUGUUCCGUCGCCUCACUUUUCAAAGAACUGAGAGUUUGGUGCAAUCUGAGGCUGUGCUAACAAGUGAAGGAUCACAGAAAAAUAUAACUGACAAGGAUCAGAAGAAAAACCUAAGAUCUAAAUCCAGAAAGAAGGGAAGUAAGACAAGUUCUGAUGCGGAAACCAGAAUUGCUCUGGUUUCCGCUGGAACCAGAGCAGAUCUGCUCUGGCCGGAAACUAGAGCUCCGGCGGACUGGCUUGAUGAAAUUCAGGACUAUUGGGAGUGGUCGUGGGAUGAACUGGUGGCUUAUGACCUGCCUGCUACAUUGCAGUAUGUUCAUGAUCAAACUGGCCAGGAUAUGCAUUAUGUUGGCCACUCUCUGAGAACUUUGAUUGCGUUUUCUGCCCUUUCGGAACACAAGCUGUUGAAUUUAUUGAGAUCGGCAGCUCUCCUCAGUCCUAUCGCUUACUUGGCGCAGCUUAGAUCAUCUAUUGCCAAAUUCGGCGCUAAUGCUUAUAUAACUGAAAGAGGCUGUCAAAAUUGUUGUGUCAACUCCUCGAGGACUGUUAUAUUGCUGGAGCAUGAGCCUCAAUCCACCGCUACAAAGAACUUGAUUCACAUAGCACAAAUGGUAAGAGAAGGGAGUAUAACAAUGUAUGAUUAUGGAAGCGAGAACGAAAACAAUAAGCACUAUGGUCAAUCCAGUCCUCCGGCUUACGCCAUGGCAAACAUCCCCGACGACUUCCCUCUUUUCCUCAGCUAUGGUGGGCAAGACUAUCUAUCUGACGUUAACGACAUCAAAAUUUUGUUGGACCAACUUCACAAUCACAAUGGUGAUAAGUUACUGGUCAAGUUCAUAGAAGACUAUGCGCAUGCAGAUUUCGUGUUUGGUGUAAAUGCUAAACAACUUGUGUAUGAUGAUGUUACUAAUUUCUUUCAAGAUUAUUAG